Neomonachus schauinslandi (Hawaiian monk seal) is the source of this 2621-nucleotide messenger RNA. RefSeq names its product phosphatase domain containing paladin 1 (gene PALD1). The transcript has 20 exons. NCBI's taxonomy places the organism in Eukaryota, Metazoa, Chordata, Mammalia, Carnivora, Phocidae. The record is from RefSeq and is a predicted model, not a curated record. The coding region runs from base 51 to 2621 and encodes 856 amino acids.
UUAACCAACUGAGCAACCCAGGUUUGGGGUCCUGAGGCUGCCAGCGGACUAUGGGUACUACGGCCAGCACAGCCCAGCAGACGGUUUCGGUGGGCGCCCCCUUCGAGGGCCUCCAGGGGGGCGGCACGAUGGACAGUCAGCACUCACUCAGUGUCCACUCCUUCCAGACCACAGGCUUGCACAACAGUAAGGCCAAGUCCAUCAUCCCCAACAAAGUGGCCCCCGUCGUGAUCACGUACAACUGUAAGGAGGAGUUCCAGAUCCAUGAGGAGCUGCUCAAGGCCCAUUACACGCUGGGCCGGCUCUCAGACGCCACCCCCGAGCACUACCUGGUGCAGGGACGCUACUUCCUGGUGCGGGAUGUUGCUGAGAAGAUGGAUGUACUGGGCACUGUGCGGAGCUGUGGGGCCCCCAACUUCCGGCAAGUGCGGGGUGGCCUCACCGUGUUUGGCAUGGGACAGCCCAGCCUCUCUGGUUUCAGGCGGGUCCUCCAGAAACUCCAGAAAGAUGGACACAGGGGGUGCAUCAUCUUCUGUGUGCGGGAGGAGCCCGUGUUGUUUCUGCGUGCUGAGGAGGACUUCGUGCCCUACACGCCUCGGGAUAAGCAGAACCUUCAUGAGAACCUCCAGGGCCUGGGACCUGGGAUCCGGGCAGAGAGCUUAGAGCUGGCCAUCCGGAAAGAGAUCCAUGACUUUGCCCAGCUGAGUGAGAACACGUACCACGUCUACCACAACAUCGAGGACCUGCUGGGGGAGCCCCACGCUGUGGCCAUCCGGGGCGAGGACGAUGUGCACGUGACCGAGGAGGUGUACAAGCGGCCCCUCUUCCUGAGGCCCGCCUACAGGUACCACCGCCUGCCCCUGCCAGAGCAAGGGGCCCCCCUGGAAGCCCAGUUUGAUGUCUUUGUGAGUGUCCUCCGGGAAACCCCCAGCCUGCUGCAGCUCCGAGAUGACCACGGGCCUCCCCCUGCUCUCCUCUUCAGCUGCCAGACAGGCGUGGGCAGGACCAAUCUGGGAAUGACCCUGGGUACCCUCAUCUUGUUUCACCACAGCGGGGCUGCCUCGAGGCCGGAGGCUGUCCCCCUGCAGACCAAGCCACUGCCCCUGGAGCAGCUCCAGCUGAUCCAGAGCUUUCUCCAUAUGGUGCCUCAGGGGAGGAAGAUGGUGGAUGAGGUGGACAGAGCCAUCACUGCCUGUGCCGAGCUGCAUGACCUGAAGGAGGUCAUCUUGGAACACCAGAGGAAGCUGGAAGGCCCCCGGCCAGAGAGCCCAGCCCAGGGAAGCUGCAGCCAGCACGGUGUCCGGCAGAGGGCGCUGCAGAGCCUGGAGCGAUACUUCUACCUGAUCCUGUUUAACUACUAUCUCCACGAGCAGUACCCGCUGGCCUUUGCCCUCAGUUUCAGCCGCUGGCUCUGUGCCCAUCCUGAGCUGUACCGCCUGCCUGUGACUCUGAGCUCAGCGGGGCCUGUGGCCCCCGGGGACCUCGUCACUAAGGGCUCUCUGGGGGCGGAUGACCUCAUCUCUCCAGACGCACUCAGCACUGUCAGAGAGAUGGAUGUGGCCAACUUUCGACGGGUGCCCCGCAUGCCCAUCUAUGGCACAGCCCAGCCCAGCGCCAAGGCCCUGGGGAGCAUCCUGGCCUACCUGACUGAUGCCAAGAGGAAGCUACGGCAUGUCGUGUGGGUCAACCUGAGGGAGGAGGCCGUGCUGGAGUGUGACGGGCAUACCCACAGCCUGCGGUGGCCUGGGCCCCCCAUGGCCUCCGACCAGCUUGAGAACCUGGAGUCCCAGCUGAAGGCCCACCUGAGUAUGCCUCUCCCAGGCACGGGGGGUGCACCGACCCGCAAGUUCCAGACAUGCCUCACGACGCAGGAGGUCUUCACCCAGCACCGUGGGGCCUACCCCGGCCUCACUUACCACCGCAUCCCCCUGCCAGACUUCUGCGCUCCCUGUGAGCAGGAUUUUGACCGACUGCUCGAGGCUCUGCGGGCUGCCCUCGCCAAGGACCCGGGCACUGGCUUCGUGUUCAGCUGCCUCAGUGGCCAGGGCCGGACCACGACCGCCAUGGUGGUGGCCGUGCUCGCCUUCUGGCACAUCCAGGGCUUCCCCGAGGUGGGCGAGGAGGAGCUCGUGAGUGUGCCUGAUGCCAAGUUCACCAAGGGCGAGUUUGAGGUGGUGAUGAAGGUGGUGCAGCUGCUACCUGACGGGCACCGCGUGAAGAAGGAGGUAGAUGCGGCCCUGGACACAGUCAGUGAGACCAUGACCCCCAUGCAUUACCACCUGCGGGAGAUCAUCAUCUGCACCUACCGCCAGGCAAAAGCGGCCAAAUCGGAGCCGGAGGCCGGGAGGUUGCUGCUGCGGGGGCUGCAGUACCUGGAGCGCUACGUGUACCUGGUGCUCUUCAACGCUUACCUCCACCUGGAGAAGGCUGACUCCUGGCAGAGGCCCUUCAGCUCGUGGAUGCGGCAGGUGGCAUCGAAGGCCGGAGUCUAUGAGAUCCUCAACCAGCUGGGCUUCCCCGAGCUCGAGAGCGGGCAGGACCAGCCCUUCUCCAGGCUGCGCUGCCGGUGGCAGGAGCAGAGCCGCCGGCCCGAGCCCUCCGCCUCUGGGGACUUCCUGUAG